AUGGAGGAUGAACCCGAAAUCAGACGCAAAGUCAUUGCCGAUCGGGAGGAUGAAUAUCAUGCCCAGAGACUUAAAGCUGUACUCUCGCCGAAUCGUGUAGAUCCUUUUAAGUCUGGUGAUCAAACCCCGGACCCAAGGCUUAGUACUUACAGGGAUGUCAUGCUCAAUCAAAAGCUUACGCAAGAACAGCGGGCCCUGCGGGCUGAGAUUGCUGCAAAGGCAAAAGCGGGUGAACUAAAGGUUGUAGAAGCAGCUCCUCCCAUUAAACGUCGCCGAUGGGACCAGCCGUCAGCUGACAGUAAUGGCACUGCAGCCAAGGACCUGGAGUUGAAGCGAUGGGAUGACGCAGCUACGCCGAUUCAGCCUUCAGCUACCCCAGGUAGUGCUGCUACCCCUGGUAGUCGUCAAUGGGAAGAAACUCCCGGGAGGCCCCGCGAUUCCGGCGCAACUCCAGGUGUGCGCCAGUGGACUGAAACGCCUGCGUAUGUCCCAAGUGCAGCAACACCUGGCCGAGAUACACUGGCGGGUACACCGAGCACUAGGAAAAACCGCUGGGAUGAAACACCUCAUUCGGAGCGUUACGGAUCUGACACACCGGGCCAUGGUGCUGGGUGGGCGGAGACUCCACGGGCAGAUCAGACACCAGGUGGGGUUAACUCUAUUCAGGACACCCCUUCUUCUAAUUACAAGAUAUUUGGUCAAACUCCUAACACUGCUGCUGCUGUUAUGGCCAAACGUAAAUCGCGCUGGGAUGAGACUCCAAUGAAAGCUGGUUCUACCCCAAGCGCUGGUGCUACGCCCAGUCUUGCAACUCCUAGUGGGUUCACACCAGCUAUCGGUACGCCUGGCAUGGGAACGCCUGGUCUCGGAUUUACUCCGUCUGGUGCUACCCCUACUGGGCCAAAGGCAAUGUCCAUGGCGACUCCAGCAUUUGGCUUUGCUAGUACCAUCCCGGGUACCGGCAUACCCAUGACACCAGAACAGAUGCGGGCUGUGCAGUGGCAGCAGGAGAUUGACGAUCGCAAUCGUCCACUGACUGACGAGGAGCUGGACGAGAUGCUUCCUCCAGGCUACAAAAUCUUGCCUCCUCCUGCUGGGUAUGUACCCCUGCGCACGCCGACUCGGCGUCUUUUGGCUACACCCACUCCCAUCGCUGGAACUCCAUUCGGAUUUCGAAUGACUACUCCUGACGUAGGCACAGCAGCAGGCCUUGGGUCAGCUGCGACUGGAGGAAAUGCAGCUGCGUUGGGAGACUUACAGCCAAAGGGAAAUAAUUUGCCCAUGAUGCGUCCUGAUGAUUUGCAGUAUUUUGAUAAGCUUCUUCAAGAUGUAGAUGAAGAUAGUUUGCCGCCGGAGGAAGCAACAGAAAGGAAGAUCAUGACGCUGUUGCUAAAAAUAAAAAACGGCACGCCACCGAUGCGAAAAUCUGCUCUGCGUCAAAUUACAGACAAAGCAAGAGAGUUUGGUGCCGGUCCUCUCUUCACCCAAAUCCUUCCUCUCCUCAUGUCACCAACUUUGGAAGAUCAAGAAAGGCAUUUGUUGGUUAAAGUCAUCGAUCGGAUACUGUACAAACUGGAUGAUUUAGUUCGUCCUUAUGUGCAUAAAAUCCUGGUAGUUAUUGAACCCCUGCUUAUCGAUGAAGACUAUUACGCUCGUGUGGAAGGUCGUGAAAUUAUCUCAAAUCUAGCCAAGGCGGCAGGUUUAGCAACCAUGAUUUCAACCAUGCGUCCCGAUAUUGACAACGUAGAUGAGUAUGUGCGCAAUACCACUGCUCGUGCCUUUGCAGUUGUAGCUUCUGCCUUGGGUAUCCCAAGUCUUCUCCCGUUUUUGAAGGCUGUCUGCAAAUCGAAAAAGUCAUGGCAGGCACGACACACCGGCAUUAAAAUUGUGCAACAAAUAUCUAUUUUAAUGGGAUGCGCUAUCUUGCCCCAUCUGCGUUCUCUUGUGGAAAUCAUCGAGCAUGGUCUUGUUGACGAACAGCAGAAGGUCCGCACUAUCACCGCUCUCGCGCUUGCUGCGUUAGCUGAAGCUGCGACGCCAUACGGUAUUGAAUCCUUCGAUUCUGUUCUUAAACCACUUUGGAAAGGAAUUCGUAGUCACCGUGGAAAGGGUCUUGCUGCCUUUCUGAAGGCCAUCGGUUACUUGAUCCCUUUGAUGGACGCCGAGUACGCCAACUAUUACACGAGAGAAGUUAUGCUAGUACUUAUCCGAGAAUUUCCAUCGCCCGACGAAGAAAUGAAGAAAAUCGUCCUUAAAGUGGUGAAACAGUGCUGCGCCACCGAGGGCGUUGAGCCAGAUUACAUUCGAAAUGAGAUCUUACCGCCUUUCUUUAGACACUUUUGGAAUCAGCGCAUGGCUCUUGAUCGGCGCAACUACCGACCGCUUGUGGACACGACCGUGGAGAUCGCUACGAAAGUCGGAGCUACUGAGAUUAUUACACGCAUUGUUGACGACCUGAAAGAUGAAUCAGAGCAGUAUCGUAAGAUGGUUAUGGAAACUAUUGAAAAGGUCAUGUCCGCUCUGGGUAGCGACGAAAUCGAUGCGAGACUGGAAGAACAACUGAUCGAUGGCAUUCUCUACGCUUUUCAGGAACAGACAACCGAGGCAAGUUUCCCUGCAUUUCCUCUAAAUCUGUAUUACCAUGAUGCUGUGUUGUUGACGGGCUUCGGUACUGUGGUGCAGGCGUUGGGCAAACGUGUAAAGCCCUACCUCCCGCAGAUCUGUGGAACUAUUCUUUGGCGUCUCAACAACAAAUCAGCAAAGGUCCGUCAGCAGGCGGCUGACCUGAUCAGCAGGAUUGCUGGCGUCAUGAAGGUGUGUCAGGAGGAGAAACUUAUGGGCCAUCUUGGUGUAGUGUUGUACGAGUAUUUAGGUGAGGAGUACCCCGAGGUUUUAGGUUCGAUUCUGGGUGCACUUAAAAGCAUCGUCAACGUAAUUGGUAUGACCAAGAUGACUCCACCCAUCAAGGAGCUCCUACCACGUCUCACGCCCAUUCUGAAGAAUCGUCACGAAAAGGUGGAAGAGAAUUGCAUCGACUUAGUUGGCAGGAUAGCCGAUCGUGGGUCCGAAUAUGUGUCCUCACGUGAGUGGAUGCGGAUCUGUUUCGAACUGUUGGAACUCAUCAAGGCACACAAGAAAUCGAUUCGCCGUGCCACUGUCAACACGUUCGGUUACAUUGCGAAAGCCAUUGGUCCACACGAUGUCCUUGCCACCCUCCUUAAUAAUUUGAAGGUGCAAGAACGUCAGAACCGCGUCUGUACGACAGUCGCCAUCGCAAUCGUCGCUGAGACCUGCUCCCCCUUCACAGUCUUACCUGGUUUAAUGAAUGAAUACCGGGUUCCAGAGCUUAACGUGCAGAAUGGCGUGCUCAAGUCGCUCGCCUUCAUGUUUGAAUACAUAGGCGAGAUGAGCAAAGACUACAUAUAUGCCGUUACGCCACUCCUAGAAGAUGCACUAAUGGACAGGGACCUGGUCCACCGGCAGACUGCGAUGUCUGCAGUCGGGCAUAUGGCACUGGGCGUAUACGGUUUUGGUUGUGAAGACGCCUUAAUCCACCUGCUCAACUACGUCUGGCCCAAUGUCUUUGAGACCUCACCCCAUGUUGUUCAGGCAUUCAUGGCCGCCAUCGAAGGUUUCAGAGUUGCCCUAGGACCCAACAAAAUCAUACAAUAUGUUCUGCAAGGUCUUUUCCAUCCGGCUCGCAAGGUGCGCGACAUGAUGUGGAAGGUGUACAACACAGUUUAUAUUGGAAACCAGGAUGGUUUGGUGUAUGGAUUUCCUCGGAUAAAAGAUGAAGAGAAAAAUUCCUACUUGAGGCACGAACUUGACUACAUCCUCUAA
Mesocestoides corti is the source of this 3840-nucleotide messenger RNA. NCBI's taxonomy places the organism in Eukaryota, Metazoa, Platyhelminthes, Cestoda, Cyclophyllidea, Mesocestoididae. The record is from the annotation of a GenBank genome assembly.